CGCUGAGGCAGCCAUUGCAUUUCACGCAUCGUAAACGAAAAGACGUAUUAUUGUGCACAACAUCAUACAAAGUUGUAGUGUUAACAAGUUAACAGUUUUUUUUUGUUCUUUUGUGCCGGUAAAGACGAAAUAAAACAAUCGAAAUGGGUAAAAAGAAACAGCAGAAGAAUGUGCUUGGGGCCAUAAGCCAAAUGACAAUACAACCGACAGCUGAAGCUCAACAACAACAGCAACAAGGUUCACAGCAACAGCGCCAGCAGCAAGAACUUCAACAGCGUCCGCAAGGUUCCCAGCAGCAGCAGCAGCAAGGUCCGCAAGGGGGACAGCAGCAGCAGCAGCAAGGUCCGCAAGGGGGACAGCAGCAGCAAAAACCUAAAGCAUCGGGAAAAGGACAACAGCAGCAGCAAGGUCCGAAAGGUGGACAGCAGCAGCAAAAACCAAAAGCAUGGGGUCAAGGACAACAGCAGCAGCAAGGUCCGGAAGGUGGGCAGCAGCAGCAAAAACCUAAAGCAUCGGGAAAAGGACAACAGCAGCAGCAAGGUCCGGAAGGUGGACAGCAGCAGCAAAAACCAAAAGCAUGGGGUCAAGGACAACAGCAACAGCAAGGUCCGGAAGGUGGACAGCAGCAGCAAAAACCAAAAGCAUGGGGGCAAGGACAACAGCAGCAGCAAGGUCCGGAAGGUGGACAGCAGCAGCAACACCCUAAAGCAUGGGGAAAAGGACAACAGCAACAGCAAGGUCCGGAAGGUGGACAGCAGCAGCAAAAACCAAAAGCAUGGGGGCAAGGACAACAGCAGCAGCAAGGUCCGGAAGGUGGACAGCAGCAGCAACACCCUAAAGCAUGGGGAAAAGGACAACAGCAGCAGCAACAACAACCCCAAGGAUCCAAGCAGCAACAAGGGGCACCACAGCGUGAAACAACACCACGCCAGCAGGGAGACGGUGAUGGUCGUGCAACUGGCAGUGCGUGUCCGCGUGACGCUUCCGUCACAUCAUCGAAAUCUUCCGGUUCCGGUGACGGUAGCCUAAAGCCAAUCGGCGAGAACAUCGAGCAGAUGCGUACAGCGAAGGAAAAGAUUCGCCGGACCGAUCUGCAACCGGUGCUGGUGCGCAGUGGAACACAGGGCACUCGUGGCAAAAAGGUGAUAGUGGAGGCCAAUUUCUUCCGGCUGCUGCUUGACAAGCUGAAGGGUGUAGCGUACCACUACGAUGUGGCAAUCGAACCGGACCGCCCGAAAAAGUUUCUCCGCGGCGUAUUUGCGCAGUUCUGCCGGGAAAACUAUCCGAAUGUACCGUUGGCGUACGAUGGGCAGAAGAGUGCGUACGCAACCCGCCAGCUGACCGAUAAGAAGGCUAAGGUCAUGUACCAGCCGGACGAUGGCGGUAAAGCGAAAGAGUACAGCGUGCAGAUGAAGGAGGCGGCCCAACUCGAUCUGGGUAUUCUUAAAUCAUAUAUGAAAUCGAACGAUACCACGUUCGCGAAACCGAUGAGCGCGAUCCAGUGUCUGGAUGUGGUGCUGCGUUGCGCCUAUGAGAACAAUCCAAACUUUGUGCGGUUCAAGCGUAACGUGUACAUGGUCCCUGACGAGCGCAUCGACCUCGGCAAGGGACACGAGCUGUGGUACGGGCUGUUUCAGUCGGCCGUGCUCGGUUGCCGGCCCUACAUAAACCUGGACGUAUCCCACAAAGCGUUCCCGUCUGCGGCACCGCUGCUGACCGUGAUCGGAAACAUGAAUCGGGGCAACGUGGAAUCGAUCAGCGGAUGGGCACUGAACGAACUGCAAAGCUUCCUCAAGGGUAUGGACGUAGUGUACAAGAACCCGGCAGGCGUCACCAAGCGGAUGCGCUGCAACGGGUUGCGCGAACCGGCCAGCCAGCAGAUGUUCAAGCUGGACGACGGGACGCGCCUCUCGGUGGCAGACUACUUUGCCAAGCGCCUCAACUAUCGGCUGCGCUACCCAAAUCUGCCCGUCGUGCACGUCGGCAGCUCGGUGCGUUCGGUGUACGUGCCGGCCGAACUGUGCGACAUACCGGGCGGGCAGGCAUUGAACAAGCACCACCCGGAGGAAUGUACGCGCGAAAUUAUCCCUUACGCCGCCACCAACACGCAGACGCGCAAGCAAAAGAUCCUCAGCCUGGCGUCCCAGCUGAAGUAUAACAAGAGUCCGACGCUGAAAGAAUUUGGCGUCGAGGUGGGCAGCGAGUUCGAGAAGGUACCGGCCCGCAUCAUCGAUGCGCCACCGAUUGAGUACGCACGGAGCGUUAAGGUUGCGCCGCAGUCCGGUGUGUGGCGGGCGGAAGGUAAGAACUUCCUCAUACCGAGCACGGACCUGAGCAAGAAGCCGCUGCGCUGGCGCAUCCUCAACCUGGACUCGAAAACGAACGAGGCGACGGUGAAGAAGUUUGGCGAGAUGCUGCAGCAGCAGGCCGUACGGUGCAACGUGCAGAUGGAACCGUUCGACAUGAGCACGACGUACGUGUUGGUGCGUAACGUGGCUAACGCGCUGCGGGACAUCGGUACGCUGCUGGAGGGCAUCAAAAAGCAGGAGCCGGCGAUCACGAUCGUGAUAUUGCCGAGCCGGGGCGAAGUGUACUCCAAGGUGAAGCAGAAGGCGGAGCUGGCGAGCGAGCGUAUCGGGAUACUGACGCAGUGUAUAAAGAGCUUCACGGUAUCGAAGAAGGGUACCGACCUGAGCACCCUGAACAACAUAAUGCUGAAGAUAAAUGCCAAAACAAAUGGAACGAAUCACUGCAUUUCGCAAGUCGCCGUACCACCGCUGGGACGCGGCAACGUGAUGUACAUCGGUGCGGACGUUACCCAUCCGCUCAGUGACGACACGCCGAGUGUAGUUGGCGUGGCAGCGCUGUACGAUAUGGUCGGCUUCCGUUACAACUGCAGCGUACGGCUGCAGGGCGCCCGCGAUGAGAUGAUACGCGACCUGGAGAACAUUGUGCACCGGCAGCUGCUGCUGUACCUGCAGCACAAUGGCGCGCUGCCCGACCGCAUCAUGUACUACCGGGACGGCGUUUCGGAUGGGCAGUUUUCGGAAAUUCUGACCAUCGAGCUGCAGGCACUGCACGCGGCUAUUGCGCGCACCAAACCCGGCUACAAGCCGGCACUAACUUUUAUCGUCGUGCAGAAGCGGCACCACACUCGGCUGUUCCCGCACGGCAACGGUACGUCGGAGGGCAGAAACUGCAAUGUACCGCCCGGUACGAUUGUGGACAGCGAGAUAACGAUGCCGAACCGUUUCGAAUUCUAUCUGGUCAGCCAUGCGGCCGUCCAGGGCGUUGCGAAGCCGACCAAGUACGUGGUGCUGUACGACGAUUCCAACUGCUUGCCGGACCAGCUGCAAGCAUUAACGUACAAUCUGUGUCAUCUGUUUGCGCGUUGCAACCGGGCGGUAUCCUAUCCCGCACCGACCUACUAUGCCCAUUUGGCCGCCUACCGUGGCCGGGUGUACAUCAAGGACCGGCGCAUCAACAUGAACGAUCUGGAAAAGGCUUACCGUGACAUUCAAAUCAUCUCCUCCGUCACUGACAUCAAUCCCAUGUUCUUCGUAUAAAGUUUGGUAGCAGCAGCAGUUGUAACGUAAUUUGAGGCGAUAACGGCGCCGGUCUUCACACAAAAAAAAAGUUUAAAAAAAGUCACAGAAAGCCAGAAAUGGCAGGCCGAGACCUCUCGCGGUUGUGUAGUGCCAAGGAGAGAUGAAGAAGAAAAAGUCGUAAGAAAAUAAGAGAAUACCCGGCAUAGGCUUUACCUUUGACUGCCUUCCAUAUGUGCGUUUGUUAUGUGUUAACCCCAGGCGGUGCCUGUGGACGAUUACUAUAUUCAAUUUAAUCAUAAUUGGUACAACAUGUUACAGAAAUCUUAGCGCACCAUGUCAGCCACCCUUGCUCGGACUUUCCCCUUAGCUGGAAGGCCAAUAAAUUCUAAUUUUUAACCCAAUUAUCCACCCAUUGCAAACAAUUUUCCUUUUUCUAUCGUGCAUUUCAUUGCAAUUUGAAGUUAGAAGGUGAUGUUGUGAUGAGAGUGAUAUUAUAAUACAUUAUUAAACGUACACAUAUAUAUAUUUAUCUAUUACUCGAUUUAUAAAAGCAACAAACAACCCAAAUUUAUAAAAAAAAAACACACAAAAAAAACGUUGGUAAUUCAUAAAAUAAAUUGUUAGACUUUGCUUCGUCUUGGAAGCGUGUCUAACGAUACACGAAACAAGGGAA
Messenger RNA from Anopheles stephensi (Asian malaria mosquito), 4221 nucleotides. Its product is annotated as protein argonaute-2. Bases 144 to 3566 code for a protein of 1140 amino acids. NCBI's taxonomy places the organism in Eukaryota, Metazoa, Arthropoda, Insecta, Diptera, Culicidae. The record is from RefSeq and is a predicted model, not a curated record. Gene Ontology annotation, molecular function: RNA binding; protein binding. The transcript is spliced from 6 exons.